AUGCAUCGUCUUUUUACUGGGCUGCAGUCAUCUAUUACCUUCACUGAGCAAAACCUGGCAGACCGAGUUCGGUAUAUCUUACGCUCAAAUACAUUUGAUGGCGCCGAACUCGAACGCCUACGACGUGAGGCUGUUUCCUCAUCAAAUGAAAAUGCUACGACUGAGGAUGCGGUGCCACAAGUUGCAGAACAACCCGCACACGUGAAUGCCGCCGUGAAUACCCCAGUGGUUCCUGAUUCAAAUGAUGAUGGAACAUUCAUCCAGGAACUAGAAAUAGAACAAAUGAGGAGUACAAUGGAAGAGGCGAUUGUGGAAACGCGCAGUACGCCUCUCGAAAAUCGACCGCUACUGCCUCGCAUAGCCCUAAGCAAGUGGAAUCGGGCUGUCGUGAGGGCUCUGAACCCAAUACUGGUGACCUAUUUGGAAGCCAGCCGGGACCUUUGCGAUACGGACUCAAUUCUUUUUGGCGCCGCGCUGGCAGUCUGCCGUACUCUAGGCGCCAAGGUUUCCACGGCUGGACGCACUACUGGCCAAAGUAGCGCUAUCUAA
This is a messenger RNA of Parnassius apollo (apollo), 549 nucleotides long. The record is from the annotation of a GenBank genome assembly. Lineage: Eukaryota; Metazoa; Arthropoda; Insecta; Lepidoptera; Papilionidae.